Manihot esculenta (cassava) is the source of this 1332-nucleotide messenger RNA. Its product is annotated as sm-like protein LSM1B. Gene Ontology annotation, biological process: deadenylation-dependent decapping of nuclear-transcribed mRNA. Lineage: Eukaryota; Viridiplantae; Streptophyta; Magnoliopsida; Malpighiales; Euphorbiaceae. Gene Ontology annotation, cellular component: Lsm1-7-Pat1 complex; P-body. The record is from RefSeq and is a predicted model, not a curated record. Gene Ontology annotation, molecular function: RNA cap binding. The coding region runs from base 665 to 1051 and encodes 128 amino acids. The transcript is spliced from 5 exons.
CCAAACCAAACCCAAAGAAAAACAAAAACAUGGAGCAAGAACCUACAUCAACAACUUCAAUUACACCUCACACUUCAACUCCCACCAUGCAAAACACCAAACCCUAGCAAUUUAUUUUUUCCUUGAAAUCAUUUUCCUACAUUUUCUCACUCGAUUCUUUCUAUUUUAUUAUCUCCUUCUAUUCGCUUCCUUUUAUCUCUUCCGGUGCGAUUGGAUCUGAGUGACUUCUUUUACAAUUCCCACUCUGUUCAUUCAAUCCGGAAGAGAAAUCCCAAUUUCUACUCUUGUAGGCUUUUUGGAUUCAUACAAGAUUACCAAUUACUGCUUUCCCUUUUUUCUUUUUCGUUUUCCUGGUGAUUAUAGGACUAGUUGGGGUUCGUAACCUGAAUUUGGAGGACUUUUUUUUUUUAAUCAAUUUGGGUUUUUGGAGAUUGGACCAGUUAGGGUUUGUGGUUUGACUUUCGGUGUAAUUGUGAGAUUGGGGUUUUCUCUCUUUUGGGUUGAUUACUGGUCUUUAAUGUGGAGUUUUUAGAUUGAAGUGGUAGUGUAGUGAAGUGGAUAAAAGGAGGAAUUGCAAGCAGCCAAUGCCAUUUCAUUGGAUUGGUUUUCGACGAAUUUUCGGUGAUUUUUGCAGUGCCGAAUAAGAUAGAGCUUGAGCCUAUCCAUGUCUUGGGCGGGACCUGAAGAUAUUUACCUUUCUACUUCUCUUGCUAGCUAUCUCGAUAAGAAGCUACUUGUGCUUCUGCGAGAUGGCCGAAAGCUACUGGGAAUACUGCGUUCUUUUGAUCAAUUUGCCAAUGCUGUUCUUGAGGGUGCAUGCGAAAGAGUUAUUGUUGGUGAUCUCUAUUGUGAUAUCCCUUUAGGUCUAUAUGUUAUCCGAGGCGAGAAUGUUGUUUUAAUUGGAGAGCUGGAUUUGGAGAGGGAAGAACUUCCUCCACAUAUGACCCGGGUUUCAGCAGCAGAAAUUAAAAGGGCACAAAAAGCUGAAAGGGAAGCUACGGAUCUGAAAGGUACAAUGAGGAAGAGAAUGGAGUUCCUCGAUUUGGACUAGUGCAUACCUCGCAACCAAGGCACAUGGGUCCGCACAUAUUUUAGCGGUCAAUUGUAGGGAGAUGAUAAGGUUAAAUGCUUCUCCUUUUUCUCUAAAAUUUCUGUAACAUUUUUCAAAGAAACGUAUUUGACAAAUUUAUCUGUGAAAUUGAUGCUUUUUAAGUUUGGGGUGUAGUAAUUCACUCAUUCCAUUUCUGCUUUCGUAUUGUAUUGGAUAUUUUUCGGAUGUAAUGUUUCUGUACAAUCAAGAAAAUUAGAAUCCCACCUUGCUGGCAUUAUUAA